UCUGGAUAUUUUCUUCCCUUGAUUUCUUGCUAUAUUUCCAAGGAAUUUUCCCAUACGCUACAAAGGAGAAACAAAAUAUUAGAGUGUGAGUGAGCGUGGGAGAGAGUUGAGGCAGUUUAUUACAAUGGCAAGGAAAAUGCUUAUUGAUGGGGAGUUGGACAAAGCCAAUGAGGCGGAGAGUCACUAUGACUUUGAUUUGUUUGUCAUCGGGGCAGGCAGUGGUGGGGUCCGUGCAUCGCGGUUUUCAGCCCAGAAUGGAGCUAAGGUAGCUAUCUGUGAGCUUCCAUUUCAUCCUAUCAGCUCUGAAGUUAUUGGAGGAGUUGGUGGAACGUGUGUGAUUCGUGGUUGUGUUCCUAAAAAGAUUUUGGUGUAUGGUGCUUCUUUUGGGCCUGAACUGGAGGAUGCACGGAAUUAUGGGUGGGAUGUGAAUGAGAAAAUUGAUUUCAAUUGGAAAAAACUUUUACAAAAGAAGACUGAAGAAAUAAAUAGACUUAAUGGGAUCUACAAGCGGUUACUUUCCGGUGCUGGAGUCAAGCUAUUUGAAGGAGAGGGAAGGGUUAUUGGCCCUAAUGAGGUUGAAGUUAUUCAAUUGGACGGAACAAAAAUCAGUUAUUCAGCAAAACAUAUUCUGAUUGCAACUGGAAGCCGGGCUCAGCGUCUACCUAUUCCAGGCCAGGAAUUAGGCAUCACAUCAGAUGAGGCAUUGAGCUUGGAAGAGCUACCUAAGCAUGCUGUCAUACUUGGUGGAGGGUAUAUUGCAGUUGAGUUUGCCUCAAUAUGGCGAGGAAUGGGUGCGAAAGUGGAUUUGUUUUAUAGAAAAGAUCUUCCUUUAAGAGGGUUUGAUGAUGAGAUGAGAGAAGUGGUUGCAAAAAAUCUGGAAGGCAGGGGUAUUAAGCUUCAUCCCAGUACAAACUUGAAGGAGUUGUCUAAAACAGAAGGCGGUGUAAAAGUUCUUACCGACCAUGGUGAAGAAAUUGUGGCUGAUGUUGUGCUGUUUGCCACUGGUAGGACUCCCAACUCAAAAAGGUUGAAUCUGGAAGCCGUAGGUGUUGAGCUCGAUAAGGCUGGAGCUAUAAAGGUUAAUCAGUACUCUCAAACCAACAUGCCUAGCAUAUGGGCAAUAGGUGAUGUUACAAACCGAAUGAAUCUUACCCCGGUAGCUCUAAUGGAAGGCACCUGCUUUGCAAACACUGUAUUUGGAGGAAAGCCAAUGGCACCCGAUUACAGUAAUAUUGCUUGUGCCGUGUUUUGCAUUCCGCCACUCUCUGUAGUUGGUCUCAGCGAGCAAGAGGCUGUAGAGAAAGCAAAGGGCGACAUUUUGAUUUUCACAUCUACGUUCAAUCCCAUGAAAAACACCAUUUCCGGACGUCAAGAGAAAACUAUGAUGAAGCUUGUUGUCGAUGCUGAGACGGAUAAAGUACUCGGAGCAUCCAUGUGUGGGCCAGACGCAGCUGAGAUCAUGCAGGGCAUUGCCAUUGCUUUAAAAUGUGGAGCUACCAAAGCACAAUUUGAGAGCACUGUUGGGAUUCACCCUUCCGCUGCCGAGGAAUUUGUGACAAUGCGGUCAGCGACGAGGCGAGUCUCGGCUGGCACUGCCAAGCCUAGGACCAAUCUGUGAGACUUGGAUCAUAGUUUAUCGUAUUUAGACACAAUAUUUGAUCAUACAACUGCAAAUGUUUAAUAAAGCUUGUUUGAUAGCUAGUUGAUAAAAGUAAUUUUACAGUGUGCGAUUGGGCUUCGUUUUUGCCCUUUAUUUAUUUUUUUAUAUGAAAUGGAUAACAUAUUAAUUUUUUAUUUUAAAA
Salvia splendens (bonfire salvia) is the source of this 1802-nucleotide messenger RNA. RefSeq names its product glutathione reductase, cytosolic. The record is from RefSeq and is a predicted model, not a curated record. Gene Ontology annotation, cellular component: mitochondrion; cytosol. The transcript has 17 exons. Lineage: Eukaryota; Viridiplantae; Streptophyta; Magnoliopsida; Lamiales; Lamiaceae. Gene Ontology annotation, molecular function: NADP binding; flavin adenine dinucleotide binding; glutathione-disulfide reductase (NADPH) activity. The coding region runs from base 125 to 1618 and encodes 497 amino acids. Gene Ontology annotation, biological process: cell redox homeostasis; cellular response to oxidative stress; glutathione metabolic process.